UAGUUGCGUGAGAAGCCUGGAACAGAGAGAAGAACAGUAGUCCGCCAUAUUGGAUUUUGCGGUGUGGGUUUCUGACAUGUUCCGGAUUAAAAGUGUAAGAGCGCCGUUAUUUCAGACGUUUUCAAAGAUAUCUAGACCAGCUCCUUUACAGGGCCGAAUAUCUUCGACAAGCAAAUCCUUUCAAUCAGAAUUGAGAAGAUGUAAAUCAACAACGGCAGAUCCCUCUAAGUCAUCCAAGAGCUCAUCAACUUGGAAAAUAGCUGGGGGAGUGACUGUAGUCUGCAGUGGAGGUCUAAUAGCUGCAGCUUUGGCUUAUUCCUAUAACACAGAAUUCCGCAGUUUUGUACACAAAAAUCUUCCAGGAAUAGAGCCUUUUCUUGGAUCCUUGGACCAGUUCCUAGGGAAUGGGAACAAACAACCAGGUGAUAACAAACUAAUUAACGUUCAAGGAGAUGCUAAAAGUCUUCCAUCUGCUGGUGAUCCUUUGAAUCUUGGUUUGACAGUACCAAAGGGUACACAGAAGGAUGCUGACUUUCCAUUAAGAAAGCCUGUUAAGCCUAUUUCUGAGAGUCCAAAUUCAGUGGCAUCAGUUUCAUCAAUUGAUCAAACAUCCAUUUCUGCAGUGGAUCUUGCCAUCGCCAAAUCAGUAGAAAAAGAAGUGCAGCAAGGUGUCAGCCAUGUUGAAACCAAACCUGGACCUUCUAAUGACAUCCCUGUUAAACAGCCAAAGGUUGGAGCUGGAAAGGUGGAGUCUGCCUCAGCUGCUGUGUCAGCUCUUGAUCAUGUGGGCGUGUCUUCCGUGGACCUUGAUAUUGCAGCAUCUGUUGAGAAGGAAGCUGAAUCAGUAGCACCUGUGAAGGUGCCAAAUAUUUCUGAGAAAGUACCUGAGAAGGAAAUAGACAGUGGACCUCAUGAAACAAAAGAUGUGGAUACAAGUCUUACUGAAAAGGAAGUUGAGGUCAUGGUGGAUCAAACUGCCAUGGCACUUAUGGUUAAAGAUGCCAUAGAGAAGUUAAAGGUCAUUGGUCAAGAAGCCAUUGAAGCACAGCAGAAAGCUGUGGGAGCCAUAAAAGCACAUGUGGAACAGCUGAAGACUGCACUCGCUCAUACAAAACAGAGUGGAAGUCUGAAGGAUCUAAGUGAGGUGGUACUUAAUUCUCAAAAGGUGGCCACUGACAGUGUUACUGCUGCUAAAGCUGCACAGGUAAAAGUAAACGAAGAAGUAGAAAAAGUGCAUUCUAUCAUCAAAGAAGCCGAAGUUGCUGGCGCUAAGGAGGCAGGUGCAACUGCAACAGAGGAAGCAGCUCAAGUUAGCUACAGUGUACAGAAGGCAGCAUUAGAAAUGCAGUGGUCUAAAGCAGAUGCAGCAGUGCUGGAGGAGCAUCAGAGAGACUUACAGGAGAGCAAAGAGGUGCUUAAGAAGGAGCUGCUGGGUAUUAUUCCUGGUGUGCUGAAAGGAGAAGCUUUGGAGGGUGGUGAAGAAAAAGAUGUUAGAUCAGAGUCAGUCCUUUUGGCAUAUGCACGUAAGAGACUUGAUCAGCUGACUCAGGAGUUGGCUAGUUACCAGACUGAAGAGCAGAAGAGGCUGGAGAACUCCCUUAAAAUCCAGCGUGAAGAGGAUGCCAAGUUAACUGAACUUAAACUGAAACAAGAAGCUGAUAGAAUGGUGUCUGAGUUUGAAACUACCCUGAAAAAGAAGGAGGCGGAGCUUGCAGUAGAACAUGAGGCGAGUCUCCGUCAGCAGCUGCGUCGCCAGGCAGCAGCUUACAGUGAUAACUUAGCAGAGGUGCUCCGUGUGCAGGCAGCUGAACUAGAGGAAAGGUACCAAGAAGACUUACGACAGAAGUUGAACGCAGAAAAAGACGCCUUCGAGACGCAGCUAGCAGGCGCUCUCGCUCAAUUACGAGGUGUGGAAGCAGUCAUUGAAGGCCGAGCUGCUGUUGAGAAACAAAACAAGCAAUCACAAAAUCUGUGGGCAGCGUGUCAGUCGCUGAGCACAGCUAUCGACAAAGGUGUCGACCAGCCGGGGCCGCUGCUGCCUCAGCUGACUGCAAUCCACGAGGCGGCGGCGGAGGAUCCACUGGUUUCCGUGGUCCUCAACUCUUUGCCUGUAGAGGCAGUGACAAGGGGAGUGUUGAACGAAGAGCACGUGGCGCGUCGCUUUUACAAGGUCCGGAGAUGGUGCCGUCGAGUGGCCAUGAUAGGAGAGAAUGGCGCUUCUCCUUGGACUCACAUACUGUCGUAUUUUCAAUCUUUUCUUAUUUUCGAUUCAUUUGAUCCCAAAAAAGAAGGAGAACUCGUGGACGUAGACAAUGCAGACACUUUCGAUCUUCUGGCGCGCGCAGAGUAUUACCUACGCCGCGGAGAUCUGGAGCUAGCAACGCGGCUGGUGAAUCAGCUUCGCGGGGAACCUAGAAAAGUAGCGCAUGAUUGGCUACUUGAAGCUCGGUUGCUGUUGGAAACGAGGCAGGCUGCCAACUUGUUGACUGCUUAUGCUGCUGUUUUGGGGACAGCGGACGCUGAUUGAUUAGUUCAUGAGAUAUUUUUAAAGGUCCGUUGAGACAAGCUGUCGCUGGUGAUACAGCUAUUUCAUGAUCGGCUCAUCCAAAUAGUAAAGAACAAAAUUAAAGUUCUCAUUUUUGUCAGGUA
Orbicella faveolata is the source of this 2649-nucleotide messenger RNA. RefSeq names its product MICOS complex subunit MIC60-like. Lineage: Eukaryota; Metazoa; Cnidaria; Anthozoa; Scleractinia; Merulinidae. Gene Ontology annotation, biological process: cristae formation. The record is from RefSeq and is a predicted model, not a curated record. Gene Ontology annotation, cellular component: MICOS complex.